Messenger RNA from Cooperia oncophora, 492 nucleotides. The record is from the annotation of a GenBank genome assembly. NCBI's taxonomy places the organism in Eukaryota, Metazoa, Nematoda, Chromadorea, Rhabditida, Trichostrongylidae.
AUGUUGGGGAAGAAUGCCGAUCGGUUUCCAAGCGUCUACGAAAAAGCCGAGCAAUUAAUGCGAGCUGUCGAACGAGUCGAUGAGCAAUUUGCGAUUCGUCUCGAAUGUAUCGUUGUGAGUACUACUGGAGCAAAAUCAGCCAUUGAUGAACUGCUUCAACGGUUGUUCGACACACUCACAUGGACGCUACGACUCAGCAUCAACACCAAGCUGCAAACUAUUCAACAAUUUCUUACUCAGGCCAUUGAAGUUCUCAGCUCUCGUCCUCAAUCAAUAGAUGAGGUAGCCGAAGCAAAUGCUCGUCAUACCGAAUAUAACCGAACCAAUAAGGAGUUGAAAGCUUCAUGGGCCGUGUUGAACGAGCAGCACAUGUUGCUUCGAUCGGUCGCAGGCAGUGGAGUCGAUCAGAUGUCGUCAGUGACCGAUCAAUGGGAAAAGUUCGAAGUGAUGCUAGAUAGCCAUCAGUUGAUGAUUAAAGAACAGGUAGAGUGA